ACUAUAAACUUAGGUAUAUAUAUAGUUGUACAGGUGCAUGGUUUAUGUUUGUAUAGCUUAGCCUUUUUCAGAAAGUUUAGACUAAUGGAUUUCAAAAGGCUUUUUGUUUCUCUCUAUCUCUAGCAAGAUAUCUUACUAGAGUACUAUAGAUAGAAAUCACCUAGCUAGUAGCCACCUAAUGUCUAUAUAUAUGUACUUGGCAAGGACCAGUUUUGCAACUCAAACUGAUCACAGGAUACUUAGAGAAAGAAGGGAAAAUAUGGCAGGGGUAACUGUGAUAUCGAUUCCAAAUGAAGUUGGGAAAAAUAGUUCUAUAAGAAAUGAGAACGAGAUUCAUGAUAUCGAAAAGGACACGAGAAGUAUUCCAGAAUCAUCUUUCAGUACUUCUUCUCUUCUUCAUUGUUUAAAGAAAAAGCUCGUAUAUGAUCAUAAGAAACUGAUUCAUAGUUUGAAAGUUGGAGUUGCUCUAGUUUUGGUUUCUCUUUUGUAUCUUAUUGAUCCUCUUUAUGAACAAGUAGGAGAAAAUGCUAUGUGGGCUAUAAUGACAGUCGUUGUUCUUUUCGAGUACUCUGCUGGUGCUACACUUGGGAAGGGUUUAAAUCGUGGUUUGGGAACUGUUUUAGGAGGUGGCUUGGGUUGUUUAGCAGCAAUAUUAGCUCAAAAACUGAAUUGGGUUGGUAGUUCAAUCGUAAUUGGUGCAACCAUAUUUGUCAUAGGUGUGGCUGCAACAUACUCUCGGUUGAUACCAUAUUUUAAGAAAAAGUAUGACUAUGGGGCUAUGAUCUUCAUACUCACUUUCAAUCUGGUUGCAGUUUCUGGUCUACAGGGUGAGAAGGUGUUGUUGUUAGCCCGAGAGCGUUUGGCCACAAUAGUUAUAGGAUUCGCCAUAUGCGUGUUUACGAGUUUACUAGUUUUACCUGUGUGGUCUAGUGAUGAACUCCACUCUUCUAUUGCUACAAAAUUUGAAAGUCUCGCAAGUUCGAUUGAAGGAUGUUCGGAGGAAUAUUUCAAGCCCAUUGAUCGAAAAAGCAAUGAGGUCACAAGAAGUUUGGAUGGCUACUUAUCCGUGCUAAACUCCAAGGCCAGAGAUGAGAUUCUGGGAAACUUUGCAAGAUGGGAACCAUGGCAUGGAAGAUUCGGGUUGUAUCAUCCAUGGGAGAAAUACCUUCACAUCGGGCAGUUGCUUCGGGAGAUGGCUGCGACUAACCUUUCACUAAAAGAAUGCAUUUGUUCUCCUCGACAGCCAUCGACCAUUACACUGAGGUGUUCUAUGAAGGAACCAUGCGAAGCAGUUGCGUCAUUACUUGCUUGCUCACUGAGAGAGUUAGGUGACAGCAUUAUGCAAAUGAAGAAUUGUCAGCCAAGAGAAUUGAUAGUGGCCAAGUUGAAGACAACAUGCUUCAAGCUAAACACUUCGGUGUCUGUAACUAAGCUGUGCACAACCGAGAACAACACUGAUGGGCUUGCAAUGGCAACCUUUGUUUUUCUGUUAAUGGAGAUGGUGGAUAAGAUUGAAGUGUUGGCUAAAGAAGUUGAAGAACUUGGAGGUAUUGCAGGUUUUGAACCUCAACAAUAAAGCCAAUGAAGUUAGAGUCUUAGAAGAAUAAACGAGAAGCUUGGUGGUGUAAAUAAACCAAGAAUGUUAGGGGGGAAUAUUUGUAGUUCCCAAGUGUCUCUAUAACAUCAGCAAUGUGAAGAUUGUUUAAUUUAGUAAAACAUAUCUUAAAUAAUCUGAUGCUGCAAGAAUCAGGGCAACAUCCAGUUUGCCACUUCAUAAAAGUUUAUCAUUUACCACGGAAGGAAUUUUAUCAACAAGUGAAAAAUCUUUGUAUUCGGAGAUUAUGAAAAGAAAAGAUAAUAUUGAAA
Messenger RNA from Papaver somniferum (opium poppy), 1866 nucleotides. Its product is annotated as aluminum-activated malate transporter 8-like. Lineage: Eukaryota; Viridiplantae; Streptophyta; Magnoliopsida; Ranunculales; Papaveraceae. Gene Ontology annotation, cellular component: plant-type vacuole membrane. The coding region runs from base 179 to 1576 and encodes 465 amino acids. The record is from RefSeq and is a predicted model, not a curated record. The transcript is spliced from 5 exons. Gene Ontology annotation, biological process: malate transport.